AUGUGGCUGUUCCCUGCUCUGCUCCUCUUCCUCCCAGGCUGCUCUACUGCUCAGGGUGCAAUCACAGGUCCAAGCAUAGUGAGAGGUCAGGAGCGGGGCUCCUUGACUGUGCGGUGCCGGUAUGACUCUCGCUGGAAGGAUAACAAGAAGUACUGGUGUCGGGGAGCUGAUUUAAAUGCAUGUGAGAUUCUUGUCAAAACUAAUACAUCAGAGAAGUUGGUGAAGAACCGUGUGUCCAUCAGGGACGACCAGAUUGACCUCAUCUUCACAGUGACUAUGGAGGACCUGAGGAUAAGUGACGCCGGCAUUUACUGGUGUGGGAUUGACAGAGUUGGAUACGAUCCCAGUUUUAAAGUUAAUGUGAACAUUGACCCAGAAGUUUCUACUGUAAUAAUGACAACCAUGGCCCCAGUUCUGACACCCACACUAUCAACCAGGGAGAACACUGGCAACCAUGGAGAGACUCAAACCAGUGCCCCCACCUGCUGGGCCCUGCUCAGCAGCAUCUACUUCCAGCUCCUGGUCUUUCUGGAGGUGCCCCUGCUGCUGAGCAUGCUCAGUGCCGCCCUCUGGGUGAACAGGCCUCAGAGGUGCUCUGGGGGAGGUGAAGUUGGCCUGGAGAAGGUUCAGAGUUCUGAUGUCCGGUUCCCUCAGGUUCCCACGGAGUUUGUCAAUCAUGGUUCCUGA
Messenger RNA from Cricetulus griseus (Chinese hamster), 687 nucleotides. Lineage: Eukaryota; Metazoa; Chordata; Mammalia; Rodentia; Cricetidae. The record is from RefSeq and is a predicted model, not a curated record.